UGCUCACAUGUAUAUGUUGUUCUUAACAGAUUGAAGAAUGUGUAGUAUGUUCAGACAAAAAGGCAGCGGUGCUCUUCCAGCCAUGUGGUCAUAUGUGUGCCUGUGAGAAUUGUGCAAGCUUGAUGAAGAAGUGUGUACAGUGUCGGGCAGUGGUUGAGCGAAGAGUGCCUUUCAUAAUGUGCUGCGGAGGGAAAGGUACAGAAGAUACCAGUGAUGAUAUUUCAAGUGGAAACAUUCCAGUUUUGCAGAAGGACAAAGACAACACUAAUGUCAAUGCGGAUGUACAGAAGCUGCAGCAACAGUUGCAAGACAUCAAGGAACAGACUAUGUGUCCUGUCUGUUUGGACCGCCUGAAGAACAUGAUCUUUCUGUGUGGCCAUGGAACAUGUCAGCUUUGUGGAGACCGAAUGAGCGAGUGCCCCAUAUGCCGCAAGGCAAUUGAACGGAGGAUCCUUUUGUAUUAAACAGGAGCCAGUGUCUUUACUAGGUUGUGAAAGAGUAAGGACAUGUUGAUUGAUGGUUUACACCUCUGUAAGUUUAAAAGGCAGUGAAGGGUUCUGGCAAAAACAUUUCUAAUACUGUAGCACAGGUUUGUUACAUAGACAUUGUUUAAAGACUGUGUACACACCAAAUAAAAGAAACAGUAUUUGAACAGUCAGCUUGUAGCUUUACUCUUAAAAAACAUCUAAGCCUAAUGCUAAUUUAAAGCAGUCUUUUUUCAUUUUGUUUCUUCUUCUUCCCCUUAAAGUUUAAAGGGACAGUCUUAUUUUGGUUUUGUUCAUGUGUAUCAUGUACGUAUCAGAUAUCAAGUGAUGUAAGGGAAUUUUUUUUUAUAUUGUCAGAUACUACCAAACAUAAAUAUUUAGGAUUUUUUUUUUUUAUUAUUUUUUUGCUUUAUGCUUUUCUGGAGAGUGUCAACAUUUCCUGUGACAGUUCUGAUUCACAGUAAUUUCUGUCUUGAAAUACACAGUCAUUAAAAAUCAAUGCAAAAUAUAUACACAGUAGUAAUAAACAUACUGUGGCCAUAAGGUCACUCCUCAGAAUACAAUGUUAAUGUAGUUCUGACUUUAUCAUGCCCUUUCUUCCUGAGGAUGGGUUGUGUAGGAAACAGUAAAGAGAAAGAUCUGUUUUAGAAGCAUUAUGUUUCCAACCUGCACUUUAGUCUAACAGUUUCAAGCUAAGUACUUAAGUAGUGAGCUUCAUUAUUCUGCUAAUUACUUGACUUUGCAUGGAAUUGCUUUUAACUUGAGUGGAAAGGAGAACAUUAGAGCAGUGGGUCAGCUAUCCCUUUUAGAUGAGUGAAUUUGAUCUGUUGGGUAGACAACACAUACAUACAGAGCCGUUUAAAAAUUGUGGGUCUGUGAAUUCGGAAAAAACAGAUUUUGCAAAAUUUUCUUCCUUUUAAAGUGAGUUUUAUUGUCUCCACAUAAAGUGUCAACAGCAAAAGAGAAUAUUUAAUACUGAAUAUUCAUCUAAGUGAGGAACUUAUUUGUGAGCAUUACUGAGUAAUACUGCAAGUGAAGAUAUUGCUGUCAGAACAGUGAAUUUUGUGAGCUAUGCCUAGUUGAGCUGAAUUUGGCUGAAAGAGUUUGUUGUUGCUGAUGUGACAGAGAGCUAUUCCUCCUGACCCCCAAAAUGCUACUGUUAGGGAUGGCAAAUUGUUAACAUUUUGAAAACAAAUGCAUCCUCUCAUUGUUUUUGGUGGUAGAAAAUACUCUGAUUUAAGCAUCUGUAGCUUAUAAGGAAUCUGUGCUUAUUCCUAAGUGAUUCAACAGUUUUCUGAGUGCAUAGUUCAUGUAGCCCUUUGCCAUUGUGCAGACUUCACUUGGACAUGCUCUUGCAGAACAUCAAAGAAAUCCAUGCUGGAGUCACUUAGGUGCCUUACUUGCAGCUAAGAUGAAUUAAUCAUUGAAUUCUCAUUGUAUAUGUCUAAAAUAUGGACAAAAAGAUGGUUCAGGGAAAGAUCCAAGUAAGGAUAAAGAUAUAAUUGUGGUCUUUUCAGAUAAAUCAAUCUGUCUUCUGAAACUUACAUUGAUAUGCCUGAACUGUGCAAAUGUUGGCAAAUAUCUCAGAAGACUGUUACUAAUAACCUGUAAAGAUAGACAAACCUUUAAGCAAUAAGAUUUAAACAUUGAAUAAAGUUUUCCAGGAAACAAGUACAGUGAUACUUUCUUGUAAUUUCCAGUGAUUGGAAAAGUGUAUGUAGAGUGGCUUUUAACACCAUGAAGUAAUGUAAUAUACAGCCUUACAAAAGCUGUCUUUAAUCCUCAUCCAGCAUUCCAAAUGUUCCUCAUGAUUUUCAGUGUUUUUUCGUUGGACACAAUCACAAUCUGGAGUCACUGUAGUAGUCUGGUUUAUUUUGUAUACUAGUGGUCAUCUGUUCUCAGAUAAUCUGCAUCUGUAUUCUUGACCAAAUGAAGCAGCCUUCCCUUUUUUUGAUUCUUAGUUCCUAUUCUAAAAUACCAGAAUUUUUCAAGGAGUUUUGGAAAAUUUUUGAUGUAAGACCUGUUUUCAGUUCAGCAUUUUGGUAUCUCCACUUAAACUCUGCGUGCAUCUGAGUGUUCAUGGCAAUUUUAAUUUGGCCAAUAUGCAUGUCACUAAGGUUUUUUGAUUUUUGGGGGGUUUUUGUUUUGUUGUUUUUUGGUUUUUUUGUAGCAUGUUUGACAGCUGAACUUCCUGUAGCAGGCUUGAGUUUCUUGUCAGGCUUUCUCUGGAAAUACUUCUGCAAUAGGAUGUGCCAUUUGAUAAUCUAUUCUGAGUUUUAGCCUGUCAUGCAUCAGAUUUGUACCUUGAUUUCCUCUGUCUCUGGCAGACAUAUUUUGUCCUCUUAAUUCUUCAAGGGGCCCUCUGCAAACUUGUCUGCACAGGUGCAGGGUGGAUCUCUUCUUGAUAACACAACUGAAAACUGAACCUCAAUAUAGCAAGUUUGCAUUUUCCUAAUCAUUUUUUGCUUGAACAAGCCAGAAUUACUUGAAAGUGUUCCAUCUUUGCAUGGGUUGAGUAAUUCAGCUGAGUUAGAACAGAUCUGAAGCAUCCUGGGUACCCUCAAUACUUGAAUACCAUCACAGUCCUAUGGAAAUGGAGACAGUGUCUGAAGGUAUCGCUUUAGGAGGAGCUUUAGUGUCCUGUGCUGCAAUCACAGCGGAUGUAUGUGACUGCAUAGGAGUUUGUGUUUGGACUCAUUCAGCAGUGUUGUGUGCCAGUUGAAACUGAAGUCAGCUUGAUGCUAUUUCAGUGCCAAGAAAAACAACUGAAUUAGAAGAACUAGGAAAGCUGACCAAGAUACUUGAAUUAUUUAUAUAGGUCUCUUAUUGACAGAGGAAGAGCUGUAUCUUGUCUGGAGAUGGCAAUACAGUUUGCCUUUCAAAAAACUUAAUGAGGAAAAAUGCUUUCAAAUCUGGUAUCAUUUAUGGAAAUAAAUAUUUAUAUUCAGACUCUCUCUUUACAUUCACAUGUAGAAGGUGAACUUGGUGUUGUUGAGGAACCCAGUAAGCUCAUUCACUUUAUUCUUUUGUUAUCUGUGCAAUGUGCACAGAGUGCAAAUGUUUAAUUGGAUAGCACUAUUUGAAGGAUGAGGAGUUCACUUGAAAGCCAAAGGGGAUCAUAACAAGUAGUAGAAUUAAGGAAAUAUCACUGUUCAUCUGUCUUCAGCAAAAGAUUAAAGUCUAAAUUUCACCUGAGCAAAGUAAAAAUUAGAAAAAUCAGUAAGGCAUUUAUCUCGAAUUUAUUGAAAAUCAUAGAAUGUAAGGGUUGUAAGGUUUGUUAUAUCUAUUUCCCAGCAUUUAAUAGCAAUUUUAAAAUUAAAUGGAAUGAAAUAUCUUCAUUUGUUUCUUGAAACAACUAACAAGACACCUAAGAACAUGUAUUGUUCAGUGUGAGGUAUGCUGAGAUGUUUAAGUAUACUUUUCCAUUCAUUAAGAGACAUAAAUAGUCAUAUCACUCACUACACAGUAAUUUUAAGUGUAAAGGCAGCCUAAGAGGUUAACAGAAUAAACUUAAUAGUUGUAGAUUGUUGACUUUUCUAUAAUUACCUUUGACUUUUCUUUCCCCUCAAAACUUGUAUCAUCACUUUUGUGGCCCACGCUUAUAUGGCACUUCUCAAAAUCUGGGCUGCUAUUACCUACUUUCCAUUUGUUGGAUUACUGUGUAUUUCUGUGUUGGGGUUUGGACAAAUCCCUUUUUCCUGAAGUGGAUAAUAGAAACUUCAGUGGUGAGAUAGCAAACAAGUUACUUUGUAAAUGUCAAAGUUUGAUUAGAAGGUGGUGUUCUUAACUUGGGCUGAGUGAGAAUAUAGCAGUUUUGCACAAGUACUUGUGCCUUGUUAGCAUAGUCUUACAAUUGGUAGUUUAGCUUCUUUUAAAGACGUGAAAUGGUCUUUUAAAAAUAAUUAAGUACUUAUUGUGUAGAUAUUUUCUAGAGAUGAAGGUUUAUGUAUGUGUAAUUAUCUUUAGCAGUAUUAACUGCAGUUAGUAAAAACACUAAAAUGUUUGAAGAAGCUGCUUUCAGCUAGUGAUCUGAGCUUCCUCUACAAAACUAAUUGUCAAAUUUAAUUUUACUCUUCCAGUAGCAGCUGGUGAACCGAAGAGCCUAUCCUGUUCUUUGUGCUGCAUGGGUCAAGUUUUCACUUAAUAAAACCAAACCCCAACAACACUACAGUCUAACCUUUAGCAGUGCUACCUCCUUUCUGUCAAAGUGCUGAAUUCUUCUCUAGUUGUUUGUUGUCUUUGGGAAGGGAUGGGGAAUGCAUCAGUUUUCUUUUGCUUCAGUUUUGAUGUCUGAAUACAUUGCGGAGGUUUUUUUACUUUAUAAAAUUACUGUGUAAAUUGCUUACAAUAGCAGUGUGUGAUUUGCCACAAAGUACAUUGUAUACCUGUGCAUAAGUUGCUGGAAUUCAUACUGUUGUCUUUUUCUGCAUUUCAUAACUUGUUUGUGUUGACAAAGCUAAACUGUUGUCUGCAGAAGCUUUAGUAUGUGCCAUUUUUAUAGCUAAGCCUGUGGUAAAUACGCAAGUUCUGACUCAGGGCUUUUUAACAACUUAAACACAUUCACAAUAUUCUUCAGCACAUCUUGGAGAAUACUAGAGAUUUAAUGACUGUACAGUGCCUUGAUAGAACUAUUGAAUGGGCAGCAGCCAUAGGGUCUUCACAGAAUGCAAGUAUCUUUUCAAUCCAGUUAAUGAGCUGACGUUAAUAUAAUAUAGUUUUAAUGCCCUUGCCAUGGAUUUAUAUACUUGUAUAUACUUUCUGUAAAGGAAAAUGGGCAAAUUUAGAUAUUGUUAAGCUUUCUGAAAGCUUUUAAUUGUUGCACUGGUCAUGAGGAUCUGAAGGGCAUAAUACUCAAAUUCACAGAAGCAGCUUUUGUGUCAAAGACAGCUGAGAAAAUUUUCUUUAUGUGGCGUUUUUAGUGUGAGGGAGAGGUCAUUGUGUAACAUGCAAAAGUACCUGCUUUACUCUGAUCUAGUAAAUCUUUUGUAAGUGAGAGAAAUAACCAACAACAAGUCAGUAUGUUUGCAUGCCAUUUCAUUGUUAGAAAACUUUGUGUCAUUUUGAGCUUCUAGGAAAUACUUAUUUUGUCCCAACAUUAGUGUCUUUAUGAAUGCAAACUAUUUAUGUUAGAAAACAGGUUUUCCUGAAUCGCAAUGAACAUUUUUGCUUUUGUUAAAACUAAGUUUGUAUUUUCUGUAAACUGUAGAUUUCAACAUGACUGUUUAUUGGAGAAAUUUAAGGUUGCCUGUGUGAAUGUAGUGUAUUUCUGUAGGCAGAUAGCAUUAUAUAAUUGCUUAUUUUAAAACUGCUUAGCAAAGUCUAAGCUUUUCAAAGGAAAUGCUGAUGUACUGUAUGGUUAGUAAAACUUGUCAUAUAAGAUGUAUACUGACUUUUUCAAGAGAUUUGAUUUAAAAGUAUAGUUGGACUGAAUUACUGAUUUUUUGCACACAACAUUGGAAAAGGGGUGGUGGCUCAUUUGUCUUCCUCCUUCUUAGCUGUAAUGAUGUUAGAUGUCACCGUGGAAUUAGAAAAUGGUAUACCUGAAAAAAUAUUUACAAACUUGGUUACUUGUUGGCAUACAAUUUUUAAAAGUGCACCAGACUUUAUUGAGAAAUUUUGCAAUCCAAAGUUCUAAGAAACCUGGUUCUUUUAUAAUAUGUUCCUGAAGAAUGAGUUUGUGGAAGCAUCAGAAGUAUUUUGUGCCUUUGAAUCUCCAAGGUACUCAAAUAUUGUUAAAGCAGCACAGUAGAAGUUUGAAGGGUGGAUUAUGUUGUAACAGAAAGGUUGAUUUAAAAUUAUUUUUGGAUUAUGUGCAAAUUUUUCUGUAAAUAUGCAGUUCAUAGUACUGUUCUACUGACCAGAGUUGCUGUUAAGUAUAUGUUAGACUCUGUGUUUACUUGUAAUUGAAUGGCCUUUACAGAUCUGGCUACGUGAAUGUGAUCGUUAAGACAUCUCCUGCCAGAUACAGUAACUUCCAUAUUCUGAGACAACAGAUGCUGCAUCAUAGUUUGUACUUUUAGGAUUCAAUUUAAUGGAUGCAUUUGUUAAAAAAAAGUCUAUGUAAUCAAAGGCAACAAAACAAACCAGACUUAUAUGGCUUAGUGUUUUUAUUUGUUCUAGUGUACAGAUGAAAAAAGGAACUGACAGAAUAAAAAGUUUGUUGCUCUCUUUC
Parus major (Great Tit) is the source of this 6657-nucleotide messenger RNA. Its product is annotated as E3 ubiquitin-protein ligase MIB1-like. NCBI's taxonomy places the organism in Eukaryota, Metazoa, Chordata, Aves, Passeriformes, Paridae. Bases 93 to 464 code for a protein of 123 amino acids. Gene Ontology annotation, molecular function: ubiquitin-protein transferase activity. The transcript is spliced from 4 exons. Gene Ontology annotation, cellular component: cytoplasm. Gene Ontology annotation, biological process: protein ubiquitination. The record is from RefSeq and is a predicted model, not a curated record.